Molecule: messenger RNA, 2505 nt
Organism: Anisakis simplex (herring worm)
Lineage: Eukaryota; Metazoa; Nematoda; Chromadorea; Rhabditida; Anisakidae
Source: the annotation of a GenBank genome assembly
AUGCCGGCCACUGAAGCAAUCCCGAUAAGAGCUCAUUACCAAGAGGGUGGUGUGGCUGCUGGAGGCACAUUUUGCAGUGAGUCACUGGAUGAUUUCUCGCAUUCCAUCGAUACACUCAGCGAUAUGACACCGAUCGAAAGAGUAACACGACAAAACAGUGGAGAGGCUGAUUUGGAUAAAUCGCGUGAAAACGACUUGCCAAUAGAGAAGAUGUAUGGCGAGAGUGUGGAGUGUUGUACGGACACAGUGAACGGAUAUCUUUAUUUGACACAGUAUCGCAUCAUAAUAAUCAACGAGAGCAUCAAUGCCAUCGCAACAAUACCGCUGUUGGCUGUCGACUCAAUCGAACCGAGAGACGUCUUCAUCUUGAUUAUUAAUUGCAAGAGUGGACGUACAUUCAAGUCGGUUUCGUUCCAUCACUUUUUAAACGCUCGUUGUUUGAUUGUUGUGUUCGGUUGCAGAGUAACGGCUAAAAGCAGUGAGAUCGCUUGUGAAUGGUUCAAAAAGCUCAUGCAAAAAACAUGCUCUCCACGAUCAGUGAGUGACAUCUUCGCGUGGCGGUUCGCUGAAUACGCGAAGAAGAAAAUAUACUCAGACGAAAAAGCUUCACCGUGUUGGCUGAAGACUAUGGAGCGAUACUGUGAUGUGGAGGCAGACGCGAACGAGGACUUCGAAAGACUUGAGUUUAGCCGAGAUCCUUGGAGGAAAUCAACUGCUAAUAAGGAUUAUCAGCUGUGCGAGACGUAUCCGGAGACCGUGAUCGUGCCGGAAGUGAUCACCGACGAUCAGCUGAAGUCGGCGAGUGAAGGUCGAUUCCUGAACCGUUUCCCGGCGGUCGUAUGGCGAUGUAAAGGGAACGGAAGCGUUCUGUUGAGAAGUAGUCAACCGCGGGUUGGUCUCUUCUCGUACAGAUACGUUCAGGACGAACUCAUCCUCGAGUCCGUGCGCCGCGCCAAUCCGCAAGGUCGUUCGGUUCUGGUGCAUUGUUCAGAUGGCUGGGAUCGUACCACACAAAUCGUCUCGUUAGCUAAACUAAUCGCUGAUCCUUACUACCGAACAAUACCUGGCUUUAUUUAUUUGAUUCGACGGGAAUGGAUCGACUUCGGGCAUAAAUUCGCUGAUCGAAACGGUGUUCGGAAUGGAGAUCCAAACGAGCGAUCACCAGUCUUCUUGCAAUGGCUCGACUGCGUUCAUCAACUGCAAAACCAGUUCCCGACAGCUUUUCAGUUCACGAGGGCUUUUCUUACAAAAUUAGCGCAACACUGCUAUUCGGGUAUGUUUGGCACGUUUCUGUGGAACAGUUUGAGUGAGAAAGGCAGAAUGACAGCGGAAAUGAAUGCACACAGAGAAAUAAAGGCAGAGACAUUGUCGGUGUGGGAUUAUUUGAACGAACUGAGGGCUGAAUUUGUGAAUGUGGUUUAUGAGGAGCCGAAUAAGAAUAAGAAGACGGAACGUUUGCGUGCGUAUGCGGGUGUUGAGCACAUGAUUAUUUGGAAGGAUCUUUACAUCGGACCUGCCGUUGAGCAACGUAUCAAUGCACCGGACGAGACGCAUCAUUCGAUAGUGAUGGGACUGGGAACGAGUCAGCACAGUGAAGCUGAUCGCGGCAUCUAUCGUGCGCACUCUGCGGAGAGUUUGACGAGUAAUGAUAUGAUCGCAUCGCAGUCAAAUUGCAAUCAACCCUACGGUACUAGUUUCGCGCCAACGCCAACACUCAAUGCAACGCGAUCGUCGAUACCGAGUGACAUCGAUCCUAUUUCAAGCACGUCAACAUCCAAACAUUUACAACCGCAUCACAAUUCUCUUCUUACGCGUGAAUUAGAUGCAGAUGGUUUAACAAGAAUGGUGAAUGUUUUCCAAGAGCAAGCACGUAAGAGAAUCGAUGUUCUGGAGAAAAUGAAACGUCAAUAUGAGCAACGUAUAAAGGAUUUGGAACGCGAAAAUAAACAGUAUAAAAGUGCUGAACCAUCACCUUCAAAUGUAUCGCGUUCGUUCGGAGAUGAGAACAGUGAAAGCGGAGGGUCGAGAUCAGUCGAUUCAACGUUAUCGGGUGUAUCGCUGAUUGAAAAAGAUGAUACUUCGGACAUAUCAGAUGGUUCCAAAGGAUGGCUAGUGGACAGCGCGUCUCCGAAUUGUAUGAAUUGCCAACAACCGUUUUAUUUCAACAAUCGAAAACAUCAUUGCAGGAGUUGUGGCAAGUUGUUUUGUGGAAAGUGCACGAGCUUUACGUACCAUCGAGUGCAGGACAACAAAGGUGAGCAGGUGCGAGUGUGCCACGAUUGUUAUAUGCGGAUGUCACGUGCCACUGAUACAAGAGAUGCGAUCAUGUGCACUCCGAAUGGCGUGAAUAUAGAUUCGGAUGCGAGUGUGAACGCAAUAACAUCUUCAUCGUCAUCGAGCACAACUCAAACUGCAUCGCACAGUAACGCCAAACCAACCNCGAGCACACAUGAAUCGCCACAUUUCAUAAUUGGUUCUGGAAAUGGUCAACCUGUUUUUGGUUAA